Durusdinium trenchii is the source of this 1293-nucleotide messenger RNA. Lineage: Eukaryota; Dinophyceae; Suessiales; Symbiodiniaceae. The record is from the annotation of a GenBank genome assembly.
GGCUUGACCAAGGUGUCAGACUCGACCAAACCUGUUGGAAGUUUCUUGGACACCCUUGCAGAGCGUUUUGGCUCAGUCUAGGGCGCUCAGGUGGCUGAGAAAUCCCUCCGGAGUGGGAGCCAUGAGCAUGCACACGACGCAAGAAUGGGCAUUGAGUGCCCAUCAGAACAUGUUCCAGGCGAAGUCCGCUCACCGGAAGGCCAUCGAUCAGCAGGACCGCUCCAGCCGCGCCCACGAUGAGGCCAUGUCUGACAACAUGGGCAAAGUUCCUUGGAGCAAAAGGUCCGCACCAGUCAGAGGAUGUUGGAGAAGCUCCAGCACCGUGCGCAGUCACUGGAGAACUCCAUCCAACACACGAAGCAGACCUUGGGCAAGUUGGAAGAGGCCUUAGAGGCAAAGGAUGCUCCACUGAUCCUUUGUAGCUGGCGUAUGGAGCAACGAGAGCGUCGACCCUUGCGGGAACAGGUCCGGGACCAUGUGGAGGUGUCUCUGGAGACGGAGAAGGCCGCCUUGUUGGAUUCUCAGCGGCGCUUGCAAGAUGUCAUCCAGAAAACCAAGCAGACCGUCCAGGCCCUGGAGAAUAAGCUGGAAGAGGUCCGUCAGGACAUUCAGCAGAAGAGCCAGGCCCUUAGUGUGGAUGAGCUUUGCCUCCGCACCACCUCUCGCAGCCUCGAGCAGAUCGUCGACCGCAGCGCCUUCCUCCGGACGGCGGGCGGGAACCUGCCGCCGGCGCGCGGCGGCAGCCGCGGCACGGCGCGUGGGGCGGAUGCGCGGCGGGAGGUGACAGCCCUGGAAAGCUUCCGCAAUGAGGUGCUCCGGCAGAAGGAGGCCUUGCGGCUCAACCAGUCGGCGAUCCACCGGGAAGAGGCUGCCAAGGAGCUCCGAGAGGAAGCCAAUAAGCUCAUGGCGCGCGUGCAGCGCAAUGUCGAGGAUGCCGCUGGGAAGUCCGAGAAGUGCAUGAAGGAUCGUGUCAACGAGAAUCAACUGAUGCGGAGGCAAGAGCACCAGAUGACCUUGCUGAAGUGUCACGAGGAAUUACGCCAACACCAUCAGAAUGAGAAGAACAUCUUGCAAGACCUUCAGGAGAAGAAGGAGCAGUUGAAGGAGGACCUCCGUGACAAGACCUCAGCACUCCACAUCGACCUCAACUGUCUCACCCACGAAGCCCAGCCAUCCCGGCAUGGCCAAGCACCACGUCCCGCGAUCAGCCGCCAACGGCUGCCCAAAGCGAUGAAGGCCGGGGACAACGAAUGUGGUGCCAAGGUCCCAAAAGCACCACUGGUGAGUCAUUAG